AUGGCUAACAAUCACGAGGCCUCUACCAACUACAAGGAAGCCUUCUCCCUCUUCGACCGCCGUGGCACCGGCCGCGUCGCGGGCGAUCUACUCGGCGACCUCCUGCGCGCCUGCGGCCAGAACCCUACUCUGGCGGAAAUUGGGGAUUUGGAGAAGUCUGUUGGUGGUGAUUUCGACUUCGAUUCUUUCCUCAAGGUCUUGAACCGUCCCGGUGGUUUCAGGGAGCCCGGUGAACCGGAGGAAUAUUGUCGCGGAUUCCAGGUCUUUGAUAAGGAUAUGACUGGCUUUAUUGGUGUCGGGCAGUUGCGUUAUAUCCUCACGAAUCUCGGCGAGAAGAUGUCCGAUGAUGAGGUUGAUGAGUUGCUCAAGGCUGUUGAUACUAGCUCUGGCGAGAUUAACUACACUGAUCUCGUUCGCACUAUCCUCGCCAACUGA
Penicillium nucicola is the source of this 435-nucleotide messenger RNA. RefSeq lists its product as uncharacterized. Gene Ontology annotation, molecular function: calcium ion binding. Bases 1 to 435 code for a protein of 144 amino acids. Gene Ontology annotation, cellular component: myosin II complex. Gene Ontology annotation, biological process: mitotic actomyosin contractile ring assembly. The transcript is spliced from 4 exons. The record is from RefSeq and is a predicted model, not a curated record. Lineage: Eukaryota; Fungi; Ascomycota; Eurotiomycetes; Eurotiales; Aspergillaceae.